UUAACUGAAUUAUAACGCACAAAUAGGAUAGCAACGCCGCGCCGCGGUAUAUACAAGUUUAGCUGUUACGUACAAAGUCAGUCUCCGCGAUUUAGUGCUUGUGGUAAGUUUUGUGAAGAAAAGGUUUGUGAAACAGGAAUUGUAAAGUAAGGUUUGUGUAUGAAUCAUUUGGUAAAUCCACCGUUCCGGUUCCGCAGUUUUGUUUGAAUAGUGUUUAUAAAGGUUCGUCGUAAAAGCAGGUUCCAGACAGCAGGUUUUUCGUAAGGUAGACUAUUACUUGCGAAUACAGUACUGGCCGCCCCAGAGAGCCCUGCGAAUCUGUAAAGCCUGCCUUGAACAAAUAUUCAGUUUUAUUGUGGCUAUGUGAGGGCUUUGUCCUUUUGUUCGCUGUGUUUGUGCGACAGUAGAGUAAUCCAAACCAUGGACAAUGUUCGUAGGAAACAAAAGGUAUUUGGAAGGUAGCGAAAACAAAGCAAGCGAGAGUUAGAAGUGUUGUGUAUAGAUGUGUUCUCUUUUUGACAAGUUUCUAUAGAUCGCUAAUAACUUGGAUCAUUAUGAAAAACAGUUCGCUAAGUGAGUUGCGAAAUUGCAAAAAACACCGCGGGCAGUUUUAGAUUGUCGUCGUUGUAAGUCGAUUGGAAUUGGGUCAUUUCCUAUGCACAUUGCAACCGCGGGGAGCGAUUUAUAAGGACCAACAAGGCUAUAGCGCAGUGGGAGGUAUAUUUACGAAUGACCGUUUUUUUUUUGUUAAAUUUGUUUUCUUCAGUAAUUUAACAGGAGCGAGAAUUUAGAAACCGCCAGGGGCUCUAGGUCGACAUCGUACCAUCGUUAUAGCUGUUGUAUUCAUAACUUUACAUUUUAGCUCUUACGCAUUUGAUUUUCAAGCAAGCAUAGACACCGAGCAAGCAUAGACACAUAGAAAUAGGUUAUUUAUUAAAAAAUACAGUUGUUGUUCUUUUUAACCUAAUACGUUUUACUGUUUUUUUGAUAUGAUCUCCAACACAUUUUAUUUUAGAGCAAGCACAGACAUCGAGCUAGCAUAGACGCAUAAAUAUAGGACAUAGGUUGUAUAAUAAAAUAUACAGUUGAUGUUCUAUUUAAAUGGCAGCUCUAACUAUGAGUGGUCAGAUGCAUGCUGAUAUUCCGUCAAUGAACUCUGGAAAUCAUGGAAGAAAUGGUGAACGCCGUAUCAGUACUGUAUCCGAAUCAGUGCAUCGACAAAGAGAGCAAAGACGACAAAAUGCAGGAGUUGUAACUUACGAGAAACUAGCCCGUGCUUGCUGCACGUGUGGUGUGCUGGGCUGCGCGGCGGGGGCAGGACUUGUCAUUAUGUUUCUUAUUGGUAGUUAUACAAACGCGUUGGGGAAUAUUACAAAUUUGGAGUUGAUUUCAAUUCCAGGAUUCACUUUACUCGUUUUAGGCAUGAUUGGAGCAAUUGCUGGAAUAUUCUUUUGCUGGAUUACGCCUCGAAUCACAACAUCCAGACCGCGUUGUACCAGACAGGACGAGAGAUCUGCAGGUUUUGGUCUUGAUUCCGACGGCGGAUAUUAUAACCACGGAAUGGUACUGGAUGCACCGCCGUGUUACAGCGACAUAUCGCGGACGGCAAGUUCGCGGUCUUGGUGGACACGGGAGUUGGCGGAAUCAUUCCGAAGAACUGGAACGUUAAGAGCAAGUCAAAGACCACCCACAUAUUUAGAUGCUACCAAACAAAAGACAGACCCGACAGAGGACGACGAGCCAUGUCCACCUUCAUAUGAAGAAACUGUCAUUUCUUCAGUGGCUUGAAAUGAAUUAGCAGGGUGGGGUAAAAUGGGACAUGUUUUAACUGUAUCGCAUCCCAUUUGGUAGUAACAAAGAUGUUUUACAUAAUUAUAUAGCUGUAGCCCCGCAAGGAAACUAGGUGCUAACGGUAUCCCAUCCUUUCCAAAUAUUAUAUUUUGCAAUGUACAAGCACUGUUCCAUAAACGUUAUGCGUAGAAGUAUUUUGCUUUGGCGAUUGAGUUAUACCACACAUUUCCUUGUACUGGUCUGUUUUAGUAAAACCUUCCCUUUUUAUUUAUGCAAUAGUUCUUUAUGCACCGAAGAAGCUUUAUUUCUCGUACAUUUUAUCUUCCCAAGACCAACUUUAUCUUAUCUUCGUUGUUUUUAUGCAAUAUAUUGCGAUUAUUCAUCAGAAA
Molecule: messenger RNA, 2180 nt
Organism: Ciona intestinalis (vase tunicate)
Lineage: Eukaryota; Metazoa; Chordata; Ascidiacea; Phlebobranchia; Cionidae
Source: RefSeq, a predicted model, not a curated record